Molecule: messenger RNA, 1488 nt
Organism: Pocillopora meandrina
Lineage: Eukaryota; Metazoa; Cnidaria; Anthozoa; Scleractinia; Pocilloporidae
Source: the annotation of a GenBank genome assembly
AUGAAUCUUUUGAGAUCAGGUGACGUUGAAUUAAAUCCAGGUCCCGAACAGAAUGUGAACAAUCAGACCAAUUUGUCAGUGGAUUCCUCAACAUUGCUUAACUUUCGAUUAGGACAGUUAGGAUUGAUAGCUUUAGAUGUGGGUGGUGCAGGUGGCUGCCUUUUUAAAGCCGUAUCACAUCAAUUGUAUGGUAAUCCCAGUCAUCACUUUCACAUCAGACAAGCUGCUGUCCAAUACCUCAGGGAUAACCCUGAACGUUUCAUUGAAAGCAACACUCAGAACUCAUGGAAUGGUUACUUGACAAAUAUGUCAAUGCAAGGUACAUGGUGUGAUGCAUUAAUUGUACAAGCAGUUGCAGAAUCACUUAACAUACAAAUUUAUAUUGUAGAAUCUCACAUAAAUUUUGGACAGGCAACUUUAAUAGAGCCACGCCAUUCAUCAUCACAGCAACCAAGAACAAUAUAUAUAGGUCAUGUAAACGAAGUGCAUUAUGUAUCAACAAUACCAAAUAGCUCUUACUCAGGAAAUGAGCACCCUUACAGAAGUCACAAUAGUGAUUUCAAUUUUACAGAACAAAAUGUUCUUCCUGAACAAGUACACAAUAGUAUUGGAAAAAGAAAACACAAUAAUUAUUCCAAUCUGAAUGAUGUUAGAAUAACCACUAAGAGCAAUGAAAAAAAAAGCAAAUGGAAUUCUUACAUGAAUUAUUACAGAAAUAACAGAAGGGCUGGUAAAAAGAAUCAAAGCUGUGAACGUAACAGUGAUAAACAAAGUUCACCCACUAAAGAGAAUACAAAUGCUGUAUUUGUAAAUAAUGGUAGUCGAAAAAGAAAACACAAUUAUUCCCAUCUGAACGAUGUUAGGAUAAGUACUAAGAACAGUGAAAACCAUGAAUGCAGAUCCAAAACUCAUGAACAAAAAAAUAAAUGGAAUUCUUACAUGAAUUAUUACAGAAAUAACAGAAGGGCUGGUAAAAUGAAUCAAAGCUAUGAAUGUAACAGUGAUAAACAAAGUUCACCCACUAAAGAGAAUACAAAUGCUGUACUAGUAAAUAAUGGAAGUUCAAAAAGAAAACACAAUUCUGAUGUAAACAAUUUAAGAAUAAGCACUAACAGUAGUGGAAAUAAUAAAUGCAAAUCCAAGACACAGGAGCAGAAAAAAAACUGGACUUCUUACAUGAAACAUUACAGAAAUAACAAAAGGGCUACUAAAAUGAAUCAAAAGUAUAAGUGUAACAACAAGAAGCAAACCUCAACCACUAAAGAAAAUAAUAAUGCUGAAAGUCAAAAAGAAAAAAACGAAAAAAUACAAAACAUGGCUGCCUUAAUAAUGAGGUUUCAUGACAUUGUGUCACAGGUCCCCUUAUAUAUUUGUAGUUGUUGUGAUCAGCUGUGGUAUAAACACAGUGUUUACCCAGCUACUAAAAUAAGAAAAUCAAACCCUGCUGCUGAAAAAUAUCUUUCAAAAAACAAAAAGUGUCAACAAUAA